ACACACACACACACACAAUGUUUAAAUGUGUCAAAACAGGAAAAAAGUUUGGAUUGUUGGUUAUUUUAUUAAACAUGAGGAAAAACAGCAUCAGUUCAGGUCACUUAUCAGGCCCCAGUUAUAAUUUUACACAGGGGGGGGGGGCUGUUUAGUUGUUGCCUGACUUGAUUUAAUGAUAAAUAUGUUUCCAACUGAUGGGAUCUUUUUAUUUCAUUAUGUAAAUUCAGGUGUGUUUCAAGCAGAGCUUUUAAGAAUAUAAACUUAAUUUGUUUAGAUUAUAUUUCUAACUUGAUGUUUAAAUGUUGUAUAUUAAAUUAUUUUGACUUCAUUUGGAUGUAUUUUGUACAAAUCUGGAUUUGUUGGUCGUACUGCUUUUGUUAGACAUAGAAAAUAAUGAAUUUAUACAUUUGGACAGUCUGAGUGUGUAAUGUAUUUAAAAAGUGCCAGAGGUUMUACUUGAUGGACCUGAGGUGCCUGAUGGAUUAGUUUUUUUAAUUUUUUUACUGUAUUAAUAGAUAAUACAGCCUAGUACUGAUAUGUAUACCAUGUACAUGUGGGAAUCAKACAGUACUAUGAAGUGGCCAGUAUGUACCAGCUACUUAUUGUAUAUGUAGUGUAUAUACAGGCACUCUGUGUACAAAUUGCAUGGGUACUUAUCGUGUAUGUAGAUACAUACCAGAUAUUUGCCGAGUACAUCUUGAUACUUGAUGCAUAAAUGCCUAGCGUGUAGUGGGUACUUUGAGUAUAUAUACUAGGUACUUGUCUGAUGUGUAUUUCUAGUACUAUACAGACUGUGUAGCAGUUAACAGUUGAGACCAGGUGCUUCCAUUUUUCCCCCUUUUUUUUUGAGAAAAAAAGCUGUGUUAUAGUUUAUUUUUUCCCUAAAUAUAAAUAAAUUACCUUUCUUUUCACUUUUAAAUGUUGCCAAAUUGUGUCACAUCAAAGCAACAAAUGUUUGAUUAAAUAAACUCAAGUUAUUCUGGAAAUGUCUUGAUUUUUGUCGUUAAGUUCUUGUGCAGGUGAGCAGAACAUGUGAGCUUGUUCAGCUGUUAUCGUCUGGUGUUCAGCUCCACCUCUGACAGAUAACAUUUGGUACGACAGGUGGUAAGUUUUCACACUGUAAAACUGGUUAGCCUGAAGAAGUCAGGAUGGAUUCAGAGAAACAGCAUCUUAUUGAGAUGCACUCUGACUCAGAGGAUAGUGGGGACACUGUGUGCACGUCUGAGCUCUGCCAGGAGAAACACAACAUGUCAAGAGCUGAAACUGAAGCCAGACGUGUGGCCAGGAGGAAGCUCUUAGUGGCCUGUGUGGUCAGCCUCGUCUUCAUGACAGGAGAGGUGAUUGGUGGAUAUGCUGCCCACAGUCUGGCCAUCAUGACGGACGCAGCUCAUCUUCUGACUGACUUCAGCAGCAUCGUCAUCAGCAUUUUCUCUCUGCUCGUCUCAUCCAGGCCGCAGACAGAAACCAUGACUUUUGGAUGGCUCAGAGCAGAGGUUCUGGCUAUGUUUGUCUCUGUGACGUCGAUCUGGGCUGUGACUGUGGUCUUGAUCUUCUCUGCCACUCAGAGGAUUCUUGAAGGAGGUUAUGACAUCGACAGUCAGCUCAUGCUCAUCACUUCAGGUUGUGCUGUAGGAGUCAACAUCAUCAUGGUUCUGAUUCUGCAUCAGUCUGGUGCCUCGCACGGCCCCAGGACCCCCACUAACCCACUGCAGGAGGACCACAGCAGUGGCAGUGUGAAGGCAGCCUUCAUCCACGUGUUGGGGGACCUGCUGCAGAGCAUCGGGGUCCUCUUGGCCGCCACAAUCAUCCACUUCUGGCCUGAAUACAAACUGGCCGAUCCGAUUUGCACAUUUCUGUUCUCGGUUGUUGUCAUUGGAACAACACUUCCCAUCACCAAGGAUGUGUUCAGGGUCCUGAUGGAAGGUAAGCUGUACCUACAGGUGUUCCUCAAACCCUGACUCUGUAUGUUCAUCAGAAGUUUGGAAAUCUGUUCUCAUCGUCAGUCAGUGGUGGGCACCAGCCCGAUAAAACACAAGUCCGCUAAUUGCGGACCUAAAUAUUUUG
This is a messenger RNA of Austrofundulus limnaeus, 2064 nucleotides long. Its product is annotated as zinc transporter 2. The coding region runs from base 1149 to 1958 and encodes 269 amino acids. Gene Ontology annotation, cellular component: plasma membrane. Lineage: Eukaryota; Metazoa; Chordata; Actinopteri; Cyprinodontiformes; Rivulidae. The record is from RefSeq and is a predicted model, not a curated record. Gene Ontology annotation, molecular function: zinc ion transmembrane transporter activity. Gene Ontology annotation, biological process: zinc ion transmembrane transport; response to zinc ion. The transcript is spliced from 5 exons.